ACACUGUAAACAGGGUUAACGCCAGGCCAGACUCUAAUUUUAGAUUAGCCUGCAUCUUUGCCACGACCGCUGUUUAUAAAGUGUGGACAAGAGCUCCUCUCCAUAUUGUCUCCACGACGUAACGAUAAACACAAUGAUAGUGAGUUUUACAUCUGUUCCCUUGCUCCUUGGUUUCAUAAUUUCAUGUUUGAGGCAUCUAUGUUUUUGUAUAUGGGUAGAAUUUUCACCUUUCUUAAAUGGGUGCUUAUACUGUAUAUACAUACAAUCCAUAGUUAGAUCAUAACAUCUCUAAUACACAGAGAUUAUAAAGUAACUAUUGCAACUAACAAUUUGUAUUGAUAUUGAAGUUACUUUUACACCCGGGGAAAUGACAAUACAUUCUGCGCACGAAUUAUCCUCAUCACUGACGCUAACCACACUCCAAAUAAUUUAGAAAAAUCAUUGUAAUGUAAUGAGUCAGUGAUAUUGUAACUCUAAGGACAGCAAUUAAAGACUAAUUGUUAAAUUGAGUUAAACUACUAAGGAUAAAGGUAAUCGGGUAAUCGACACUUAAUUAGAACAGGAAAUGGGAGUAUAUUUUGAAAUUAUAGUUUGGGUAAGAAAAAGAAACUUUGUAUCUGAAUGCAGAAGUACCAGAGUCAGUAAAGAAUAAUUGCAAUCUUGCUCAAUUAAGCCCGCCCCAGGCAUUACAGCUAAGAGCCCAAGCAAAGUAAGGAGUUUAAACUGCAGAAUAUUUGCCACAAAGAGCCCUCCGUGCUUCCCAUUGUGUUGGGGAAUUAACACCUUUUCAAAGUUAAAUCCAAGGAUUGUCUAGCUGCUCCAGGAGGUGGUAUUAAAAUGGGCUUAUAACAAAUGGUUAAGGAUUUUAGGACAGCGUUUCUCCAAUGGGCGGAGCAAAGAGGAAUGGCACUACAAUUAAAGAUGAACUUUGUGUGAACUAAUUUAUCUGACCAAGGUAACAGGAGGCCGAGACCUGGAAACGAGUAUAAAAGGGGGUAUAAGCAUUGAGACUCACCAGUCGAGAGAAACGCCUUAGAGAAUCUUUGACCUAAAAGAGAACUGUCGGACUCCAUCACAUUGUAGUCCCAGGACGCAACGUCAAUAUGGUUUUGUAUACAUUAUUCGCAACGGUUCUCUGCACUCUUGUGCUCCCCGUGUUGCUGUUUUUAGCCGCCGUAAAGCUCUGGGAAAUUUACAUUGUAAGCGGACGGGAUCCCAGUUGUCGGAGCCCCCUUCCUCCAGGUACCAUGGGUUUGCCGUUCCUUGGCGAGACUCUCCACAUGGUCCUUCAGAGAAGGAAAUUCCUGCAGAUGAAACGCCAGAAGUAUGGAUUUAUCUACAAGACCCAUCUCUUCGGCAGCCCUACGGUGCGGGUAAUGGGCGCUGAAAACGUGAGGCAGAUUUUGCUGGGUGAACAUAAACUUGUCGCCGUUCAGUGGCCAGCGUCAGUGAGAACCAUCCUUGGUUCAGACACCCUCUCCAAUCUACACGGCGCGCAGCACAAGAGCAAGAAAAAGGCGGUCAUGAAAGCUUUUUCCAGGGACGCCCUGGAGCAUUACAUCCCAGUAAUUGAAGAAGAGGUGAGGUGCGCUGUGACGACCUGGCUCCAAAGCGACUCCUGCGUGCUGGUCUACCCCGAAAUGAAGCGGCUCAUGUUCCGCAUCGCGAUGAGGCUCCUGCUUGGCUUUGAGCCUGAACAAACGAAGUCCGACGAACAGGAGCUGGUGGAAGCAUUCGAGGAGAUGAUAAAGAAUCUAUUCUCCCUCCCGAUCGAUGUGCCCUUCAGCGGCUUGUACCGGGGUCUAAAGGCUCGCAAUUUUAUCCAUUCCAAAAUUGAAGAAAAUAUAAAGAACAAGAUCUCAAAGCCUGCCGACGAGAGGCACCACAAAGACGCCUUGCAGCUGUUGAUAGAAAACUGCAGGAAAAACGGAGAGCCGCUCAAUAUGCAGGAGAUUAAAGAAUCCGCAACCGAAUUGUUAUUUGGAGGUCAUGAGACCACCGCCAGUACAGCAACAUCGCUAGUGACGUUCCUCGGUUUGCAUCAGGAUGUAGUGCAGCGCAUGAGACAGGAGCUCUACGCGAAGGGAUUGCUGGGAGCCAAUUCUCAAGACAAAUCGCUGAACAUCGAGACUCUGGAACAACUGAAAUACAUCGGAUGCGUCAUCAAAGAAACACUGCGGAUAAACCCCUCGGUGCCUGGUGGUUUUCGCGUGGCUCUCAAAACAUUUGAGCUGAAUGGCUACCAGAUCCCGAAGGGGUGGAAUGUCAUUUACAGCAUAUGUGACACACAUGAUGUCGCGGAGGUGUUCCCUAAUAAAGAGGAGUUUCACCCUGAGCGCUUUAUGUCUAGAGCUCCUGAGGACACACCUGGGUACAACUACAUACCUUUCGGCGGAGGCUCUAGGAGGUGUGUGGGCAAGGAGUUUGCAAAAAUACUCCUCAAGAUCUUUUUAAUAGAGCUGACCACGAAAUGCAACUGGACACUUCUGAAUGGCCCCCCUACCAUGAAAACAGGCCCAACUGUGUAUCCAGUGGACAAUCUACCCACAAAGUUCAGCAAAUUUGUUGACAACUACAACUAAUUCACACACAAGGAAGAGAAAGAACCUAUAGCAUUUAAUUUGUAAAUAGCCUGUUUCAUUAUUAAUUUUAGGAGAAAUGUUUUACAUUUUAUAUUUGACUUGUAUAUUUUUUAAUACAAUAGAUAUUUAUACGAGACCCUUAAUAUUUUUGUAAAGAAAAAACACUUUGCAAGCACUAUAUGUGGAUCCUAGUGAUUCAUUAAAGCUGAUAACUUUUAUUUAAAGUGAGUUAAACAAAUAUGUACAUAUCGUUAUUUUAGUCAUUUCUAAAGCAGUUUAUUUAAACUAAAUAAGUUACUGUAUGGGAUCUAUUUAAAUAAUUAUUUUUGGACAGACGUUGAGAAAUAUUACUGGAAACCUUUAUAGGUUAUAUGUGAGACUUUUGGGGCAAAAUGUCACUCAUUGGAAAAACAGAAAUGUGGUACUACUUUUAAAUAAAAGUGCAGAUUUCUAUAUUU
This is a messenger RNA of Lepisosteus oculatus (spotted gar), 3040 nucleotides long. RefSeq names its product cytochrome P450, family 26, subfamily A, polypeptide 1 (gene cyp26a1). The record is from RefSeq and is a predicted model, not a curated record. Lineage: Eukaryota; Metazoa; Chordata; Actinopteri; Semionotiformes; Lepisosteidae. Gene Ontology annotation, biological process: sterol metabolic process. Gene Ontology annotation, molecular function: monooxygenase activity; heme binding; oxidoreductase activity, acting on paired donors, with incorporation or reduction of molecular oxygen.